CCACGCAUUCGCACAGCGCCCACAGCGAGCAACAGUCGCGAGUAAAAAUUCAAAUAUCGAAUUCUAAUCUCCGAUAUAGAAUUCCAAAUUCGUAAAUCAAAUAUUUUAAGAUCCUGCAUCGGUUUUUUUCUUCUAAUUCUAAAUUAGAACAUUCAAAUUUAAAAAUGAAGAAGUAUUCGAUCGUUGGAAACAAAAAGAAGGUGACGAUGGAGGAUAACCCUACACAGCUGAAGAUCGUUGGAAACAACUGCAUCGUGAGGGUCACAGUAAACCGUGGGGACAUUGAAGUGAUCGGGAACGACUGUCGGGUCGAAGUGACCGAUAACUAUGGAGUCAUCAACUUAGUUGGUGGAAACGGUGUUGUGUUCGUCAGCAAGCGAUGGAAAGGCGAUAGAGUCUCCGUCUUGGGGUCUAACUGCCAUCUCGUGGUAGCGGGCAAGGAGAAGAGCGUUGGAGGAUACGAAGCCCAGCUUUCUCCCUUCAGCAAGGACUUGGACAAUGUAAUUGAAUCAAUCUUCACUUUUGUGAUGCGGUGAUGAAGGAGGAGUUUGUGUGUUGGACUUAAGUGCUGUGAAUAGCUUCUUAAAUCGUGUCAGUGCGCCGAUUCCAGUCAGAUCCUCGACUUUGGAACGAAAUUCGUCAGACGACGUCAAAUUAAAUGCCAAAUGCUGGCCACUUAACAUUUUGUGAAAAAAUAAAUGUCUUUAUUUGAAA
Molecule: messenger RNA, 714 nt
Organism: Trichoplusia ni (cabbage looper)
Lineage: Eukaryota; Metazoa; Arthropoda; Insecta; Lepidoptera; Noctuidae
Exons: 1
Coding region: 165-536 (123 amino acids)
Source: RefSeq, a predicted model, not a curated record